CGGCGCUGCAAUCCAUACAUCUCAACACUUAUCCGAGCGUUCAGCAUGGUAGCUUUUCUCGUCUCGAUUAUAGCCAUUGUGCUUUCAGUGCUCCCUAGCAGCAGCCAUGCGAUCCUGAUCCCUGGCGCAGACAACAACCACGGGUACAAGGUUGCUGUCUCUCACUCUCCUCUAACCGACACCUCACGCAAAGAUCCAUACCGCCCUACUGAAAACCGGAGCGUCAUGGUCAGCCUGUUCAUGCCUGUUCCAAAAGACUCGUGCUCGAAGGAGUGCCAGGUUGCGUACAUGCCGCUCCAGACGGCGAGGAUUGCCAACGAGCAGUUCAUCGUCGGCGGCCAACGCGAUAUAGGCGUCUUUGAAGACAUACAAUAUAGCGUCUGCUGCAAGAGCUCUGCAAGGAUUGACGCCAGCAAGAUCCCAGUCGUGGUGCUGGAAGCGCAUGUCGACACGAGCCGAUUACUGUACUCGACCAUGGCGCGCUUCAUCACUGCCAACGGCGCCGCAGUCGUCCUGGUCGACCACCCCGGCGACACCUCCAUUGUCGAGUUCCCCUCCUCAACCAUCUACAAUAGCGGCACCGUCGCCCUCUCCAACCUGUCUCCUCUGACAGCAUGGAACGGCACCGUUUCCAAAGCGCUCGAAACGCGUACUCUAGACAUCCGCUUUGUCCUCUCGCAGCUCGCAUCCCCUUCUCUCCUCCCAACCCAAUUCCCCAGCUUCACUUUCUCCUCCGCCCUCAACACAACUUCCCACGGCAUCCUGGGCCACGGUCUCGGCGGCACCGUCGCAACCUCGUUCGGCACCAGCGCCAACGCAAGCAGCAGCAGCACACUCGUCAGCAUCAACCUCUCCGGCACCCCGCCUCUCCUCACGCACCGCAUCAACAACCCGCCUCUCUUCUUCUUCGGCCGCCAAGACUUCCGCCGCGAAAACGACAUCCACUGGCCCCGCACCUGGCGCCAACUCACGGGCCAAUCCACCGAAUUCGAUCUCAACGACUCGGCCAUCUUCGACGUAUCCGAUGUCCCCGUCAUCGUCGAACUAGCGCGCAACGAGGGCGGCAAGAAGAAUGUCGUUGCCAGGGGAUUAAGUGCGUAUGCCCCCGUCCAGGGCACGCAUGCUGUCACCUGCUUUGUGGAGAAUAUCGUCAAGAUGAAAAUGCGGCUUGCGGCGCAGAACCGUGAUUUGGGCGAUUGUGUGCGGAUGUUUGAGGGCGUGGUGCCGUAUCCGGGGGUUUGA
This is a messenger RNA of Exserohilum turcica Et28A, 1242 nucleotides long. RefSeq lists its product as uncharacterized. The transcript has a single exon. Bases 46 to 1242 code for a protein of 398 amino acids. The record is from RefSeq and is a predicted model, not a curated record. Gene Ontology annotation, molecular function: 1-alkyl-2-acetylglycerophosphocholine esterase activity. Lineage: Eukaryota; Fungi; Ascomycota; Dothideomycetes; Pleosporales; Pleosporaceae.